AUGAGGAUUGAGAGAGGACUCGUGGUGCCUGCAACACGAUUCAAACACCAGCACAAAGCAAUCUCUUCCCCACUAAUCCAUCUGGUCCCACUAUCGCGAAUUGCUUUCCUGAUCCAUAAUGUUGAGCGUGCCAAAGUGAUGUCCCAGAUGGCCCCAUACUGCAUCCUCUUCCGAACAGCGCCGAACCCAAGAACCUGGCCAACAGCGACAGUCGCAGCAUCUGUCGCCGAAGAGUCGCAGACCCAGGUGCGCCAUGGUUACCCGCCCAAACAAUGA
Messenger RNA from Plenodomus lingam JN3, 276 nucleotides. Lineage: Eukaryota; Fungi; Ascomycota; Dothideomycetes; Pleosporales; Leptosphaeriaceae. The record is from RefSeq and is a predicted model, not a curated record.